AUGAAACUCACAUCCAAACAAAACAACAUUCUUCCCAUCAGAAGCUUCACAAUUUUGUUAAUAGGUUGCUUGGCUAUAAAACUAAGCCUCUGUUUCUCUAGUUUUCCAUCUUCACUUGAGGCACUGAAUGUUGAAGGGAAUUUUAGUUUUGACAACAAUGAAUUUGCAGCCAGAGAUUUCGGAAAACGGUUCCAGUUCCUUCCAUCGGCAGUUUUGCAUCCAAAGUCGGUAUCUGAUAUUGCCACCGUUAUAAAACAUAUUUGGCAAAAGGGUCCUGGUUCCAGGCUGACUGUUGCAGCUAGAGGCCAUGGACACUCACUCCAAGGCCAAGCCCAAGCACCACAAGGGAUUGUAAUCAACAUGGAAUCACUCAGUGGGCAAGAAAUGAAGGUCCACACCGGGCGAUUUCCUUAUGUUGAUGUCUCGGCUGGCGAGUUAUGGAUCAAUAUCCUGCAUGAGUGCCUCAAAUUUGGGUUAGCACCAAAAUCUUGGACAGAUUACUUACAUCUAACAGUUGGUGGUACUCUGUCCAAUGCCGGGAUCAGUGGACAGGCAUUUCGGCAUGGCCCCCAAAUCAGUAAUGUCCACCAGCUCGAGGUCGUCACAGGAAAAGGAGAAGUGAGAAUUUGUUCAGAGGAGCAGAAUGCUGACCUCUUUCACGGAGUUCUGGGUGGACUUGGCCAGUUUGGUAUAAUUACUCGAGCAAGAAUCUCUCUAGAGCCAGCACCAAAGAUGGUAAAAUGGAUCAGAGUACUUUAUUCAGAUUUCUCCACUUUCGCCAGAGAUCAGGAGCAUUUAAUAACUGCAGAAAACACAUUUGAUUACAUAGAAGGCCUUGUGAUGAUAAACAAGACGGGUCUCAUCAAUAACUGGAGAUCAUCUUUCAACCCGCAAGAUCCAGUUCAAGCCAGUAAAUUCAAGUCGGAUGGAAGGACUCUCUUUUGCCUCGAAUUGACGAAAAAUUUCAAUCCCGGCGAGGCUGAUAAAAUAGACCAGGAAAUUGAGAGCAUGUUAUCUCAAUUAAGCUACAUCCCCUCGACGCUCUUUAUGUCAGAAACUUCUUAUGUAGAAUUCUUGGAAAGGGUUCAUGCAGCCGAGCUAAAACUGCGAUCAAAAGGAUUGUGGGAUCUCCCACACCCUUGGCUCAAUCUCCUCGUUCCGAAAAGCAAAAUACACAGCUUUGCUGGUGUUGUUUUCGGCAACAUUUUAAUGGAUACAAACAAUGGCCCCGUCAUUGUCUACCCAGUAAACAAAUCAAAGUGGGACAACAGAACUUCAACUAUACUUCCGGAAGAAGACAUUUUCUACCUUGUGGCAUUCCUUCCCCAUGCAGUUCCCUUGUCCACAAAAAAUGACGGCUUGCAACCUCUGUUAAGUCUAAACAAAAGAAUUUUAGAUUACUGUGAGGAGGCCCACUUGGGAGUAAAACAAUAUCUUCCUCAUUAUACCACACAGGAGGAGUGGAGGGCCCAUUUUGGCCAACAGUGGGAAGUCCUUGUGCGGCGAAAAUCAGCAUACGACCCUCUAGCAAUACUCGCUCCAGGGCAGAGAAUUUUUCAAAAGGCAAUAUCCAUCUUAUGA
Messenger RNA from Fraxinus pennsylvanica, 1581 nucleotides. The record is from the annotation of a GenBank genome assembly. NCBI's taxonomy places the organism in Eukaryota, Viridiplantae, Streptophyta, Magnoliopsida, Lamiales, Oleaceae.